AACCCUCGAGCCAUCAGUAGUAGAAGUGUAGCCUGAGGUAAAUAAGUGUAAGAGAUGAUUGUUGCUCCCCCUCACCGUCACCAGCUAAACUGAGGUCGACCUCCGUACCUCUGAACGAGACAAAGAGGGAGUUUUUUUUAAACUACAUCCCUAAGACCGGGUGUUUGGAUGGUAUGGCUGAGUCGAACAGCGCGAGUUUUCCUCACACGACACCGAACGGGUCCAGUCGCCAUGAGAAGAGUUUGGGUCUCCUCACAGUCAAGUUCGUUACUCUCCUCCAGGAGGCCAAAGACGGAGUGCUCGAUCUCAAAGUGGCUGCAGACAGUUUGGCAGUCAAACAGAAGAGGAGAAUCUACGACAUCACCAAUGUUCUAGAAGGCAUUGGGCUCAUUGAGAAAAAGACCAAAAACACCAUUCAGUGGAAAGGGGAGAGUUCAGGCUGCCAGCCUCAGGAAGUUCUUGAGCAGGUUGAACUUCUCAAGGCAAAUAUUGCUGACCUGGAGAAUCAAGAGAGAGAGCUGGACAUGCAGAAAGCAUGUCUGCAGCAAAGCAUCAAACACCUGAAUGAAGACCCCUCCAGCUGCAGGUACAGCUAUGUGACACAUGAGGACAUAUGCGACGCGUUCAGUGGGGAUACUCUUUUAGCUGUCAUGGCGCCAUCAGGAACACAACUGGAGGUCCCAGUGCCUGAGAUGCCUUUUAUGUUGACUCAGGGCCACAAUGGUCAGAAAAAGUACCAAGUGAACUUGCGAAGUCACUCGGCUCCCAUCCAGGUGAUGCUGAUAAACAGAGAGACGAGUUGCUCCAAGCCUGUUGUUGUCCCCGUCCCACCUGUAGAUGACAUUUCUGCCAUGCCGACUCCUCCUAGUACUCCAGCAGGUCUGCAGAGGUUCCCCAUCUCCUCAGCAGAGCUCUGUGAUUUAAAGCGUGGGCAGCUCAAAAGCCCCACCGCAGAGCAUCAACUCACACCGUCCUCCACGUCCCCCGAUAUGCAUAUGGAAUGCAACUCUGAAUCCCCUGUCAGUCAGUGUUUGUUGAUGCAGGGGUCUCUUGGUGGUCCUGAAGAACAGCAGAGGGAGAUGGGAGGUCAGGAUCUGCAGUCCAUGCUGGAAGAAAUGAGGGAUGAGAGAGAAGGUGUUUCUAACCUCAUUGAUGAAUGGAUGUCUUCAGAUGUUUUCCCCCUGUUAAGACUUUCACCCAACCCUGGUGUGGAUUACAAUUUCAACCUUGAUGACAACGAGGGAGUCUGUGACCUUUUUGAUGUGCAGAUUCUUAAUUAUUAAAGCAUGAUUUCCCCCCCCCACACUGCCAACGGCUGCAUUCCUGCCUUCCAGCGUUUGCUCCUUGAACCUUGGCUUGCACUCAGUUUCACAUUCAUUUACAUUUCAUUCUUCGCUUGUGUUCUUAAGUCCUUAACAGUGUUGUCCUGUCUGCCUUCAACUGUGACUAAUAUUUCAGAGGAACAGACAGGAAUGAAAAACCCCCCACCCUUGCUGUACUUUAGACACUUGUGUGUCUAUUGUCAUUCCGUUUGAUACAGUUAUCAGUUUGCUUUCAGUUUUGUGACUUCGCUCAUUGUUCCUAAUGAGUGAUGGAAUACUUCAUAAGGGUGAAUAAGGGCAGUUUGAAUGUAAUCUGAGAAAUUCAAACCACCCAAACAUGAAACACUGUAGGUUUUGGUUGUACACUUGUUAGAACAUGUACCUUAUGAUCAUCUUUGUUCAAUAUUUUUGUCCUUUCUAUGGCAGCCCGUUUUAUACUUCAUGAUGCGUUAUAAACAGUUCUAACUUGAUGAUCUUAUCACAUAUUGUAACAAUUUGACGUGAAAAUGAUUAAUAUAAUUUAAGAACACACAAAGACAUUCAUUCGAAUGGCUUAAUUGUGUGUCUAACUAUUUAAUCACAACACUAAUUAUUUGUACGUUGGUUGUUUUGUAGUCCAUUGAUAGAAACACUCAUCUGUGUAUAUUUGUAUUGAGUUAUUUGACUGCCAUGUUGGAAUAUCGCUAUGCUGUUCACCUUGUUGUGAAAAGCUCAUUUGUUUUUUAUUGUUUGUAUAGAGGCAAUACUACCUAAUUUAAAAAGUGAACAAAUACGAUUUGAGCUUUAGCAUUUUCGAUUUAGAGGGCAAAAAGAAGUUAAACUGCCUUGGAUAAUCUUUGUUUAUGCAUUCCACAAGAUUGUGCCUUAUGCAGGUUUACUGUAAGUAACUUUAUUUUCUCUGUAUAGCUUUUGUAAUCAAAAGAGCAAUGUUUUUUUUUUGUUCUGUUGCACUUUUUUUAAACAAAGUUUUAUAUAAAACACUUGCUAUUGCUCAAGUACGACGAUCAUUUAUGUUUUGUGUGGAAUCUCGUCUUGGAGAGGAAACCUAUUUGUUUGUAACACUGCAAUAUAACACUUUAAGCAUU
This is a messenger RNA of Labeo rohita (rohu), 2407 nucleotides long. It is a transcript of the gene e2f5, whose product is annotated as E2F transcription factor 5. The record is from RefSeq and is a predicted model, not a curated record. Lineage: Eukaryota; Metazoa; Chordata; Actinopteri; Cypriniformes; Cyprinidae. Gene Ontology annotation, molecular function: protein dimerization activity; RNA polymerase II cis-regulatory region sequence-specific DNA binding; DNA-binding transcription factor activity, RNA polymerase II-specific. The transcript has 8 exons. Gene Ontology annotation, cellular component: RNA polymerase II transcription regulator complex. Gene Ontology annotation, biological process: regulation of transcription by RNA polymerase II. The coding region runs from base 174 to 1283 and encodes 369 amino acids.